GCGCUUACAGCCUGUGAGAAGAAGAAAGAAGUUUCUGACAACAGCUUUAACAACAUUUGACAACAGUUUUAUCUCCCUCUUCAGGUAAUGUCUUCAAGUCUCUGCUGACGUCACACGCUGGGAUAGGCUGCGUCACGUGGUACAACUUUCCAAACCUGAGUGUUUCCCGAAAAAAAAUGUGGAGAAACAAAACCCUGGAAAAGGCCUUUGGAUUCACAUAUAUCAUUUGAGGUUUUACACACUGAACUCAAGCCCAAUGUAAGUCUUGCUCAGUGACUGCGUGUGAAAGGGAUAAUGGCAUAUUCUGGAGGAGACACUAUUCGUCAUUGUCUAUAAUAAUGGUUUUCAACUGGUUUUGCUUCAGGACCAAUGCACAUCAACUGAUGACCCAAAACUGUGCCAUAAUUUGUAUAGAAGGAUAAUUUAUAUAUUCUAGAGGAGACUCCAUUCGGCGUGUCCGAAACAUGCCCCACUACAACGAUGUACGCACAGGUUCGCUUCCGAGUCUUCACGGAUUGACUGAUCACAAGACAUCUGACUCUUUAUGCUCCGAACCUCUUCCACCACCUCCCCUACCGGACCAACCACCGAUAGGCCCCAAGUUUGACCCCAGCGGUAGCGAGGACAACGAGGACUCUGCCCUCGACAUCAAACCUGUCCACCGUUUCAUCCCAGACAAAUGGAAGAACUUCUUCAGGUCCAGCAGCGGAAGCAGCAAGUUGAAGUCAAUGUUGGGCUCGAGCAGCAAGAACACGACCACUGACGGCGUUCGUUGUUCUCCACCGCAAUCACCAUCGGUUCCCGGUUCCUACCGCGACCCGUACGGCGGAUCCGGAGGCAGUUAUAACUCAUGUAAAGAGCGCGAAGCAAUGCUGUUGGGGAACCCUGUGGAGUCCAUUGAUGGGCAUACGGUGCACACAGCUUUGACAUACAGCGAAAAAGUUGAGGAAUACAACCAGCGCUACGCCUACAUGAAGUCUUGGGCUGGACUUUUACGUAUUCUUGGUUGCGUCGAGCUGCUUCUUGGAGCAGCGAUUUUUGCAUGCGUUUGUGCUUACAUUCAUAAAGACAAUGAGUGGUAUAACAUUUUCGGAUACUCGCAGCAUGGUGGGUUUUACGGAGGAGGUUACAGCGGCUCUUACGGAGGAGGCGCUUACGGCAAUGCCAACUACACCGGACCCAAGACGCCAUUCAUCCUAGUGGUGGCGGGAUUGGCGUGGAUAGUGACCGUAAUCAUACUUGUCUUGGGAAUGACCAUGUACUAUCGAACUAUCCUUCUAGACUCAAGUUGGUGGCCUUUAACAGAGUUCUUCAUAAACCUGACUCUUGCAGUCCUGUUUUUGGCAGCGGGUUGCGUGUACGUGAAUGACACCAUUCGAGGUGGACUCUGUUACUAUUCGUACUUCAAUAACGGCAUCAAUGGCGCUUUCUGUCGCACUGAGGCUGGGCAGACGGCCGCUAUCAUUUUCCUGUUCUUCACCAUGAUCGUGUACUUGGUCGGAGCCAUUGUGUGUCUGAAACUGUGGCGUCACGAGGCGGCUCGGCGACUACGAGAACGUAAUGGGCAGGAGAUGCAGCCAAAAGAUUCUCCUGCUGCUGUUCAUUUGGACGAUGGAACCAGAAGUACUAAAAUGCAACUCGUUUCCGGGUUUUGGCCCCCAAAAAUACACCAUCCCUGCAGCACUCCAUUAAUAACCAUAACUAAGGUUGUUGAUGGUUCAAGGGAGCUGAUGCCAGUCUCAGCGCCGGUACAGCACACUGCCACCCCUGCCGUCGCCAAGCCCAAAGUUGUGAAAGGGCAUAUUCUAGCUGGACACGCUCUAAAACCUGUGAUCAUGCCGGACUACAUCGUUAAAUAUCCAGCUAUCCGAACGGAUGAGCAGCGGGACCAGUAUAAAGCCGUGUUUAAUGACCAGUAUUCUGAGUAUAAAGAGCUGCAUGUAGAAGUUCAAGCGAUACUGAAGAAGUUUGAUGAAAUGGAUGUGAUGAUGCAGAAUUUACCGCAAAACCCCACCAGCCACAUGGAGCGUGAUCGCAUCAACAAAAUCCUGCAGGAAUAUCAGUGGAAGAAGAUGGAUCCUUCAUUUCUGGAGAAGAAGGAAAGAUGUGAGUACCUGAAGAACAAACUCGCGCACAUCAAGCAGAGGAUUCACGAGUACGACAAAGUCAUGGGCUGGAACGAUGGUUACGGCUGAAACGGGUAGCACUAGAUUCAAUCCUUCAUUUUCAUGCUGGGAUAUUGUAUUACACUGAACAUGUGACCACUGUAUCUGCAGAGCCAUACUAGUCUGGAUUUAUGUUACAAACAGUAAUCCAAUGAGGGAUCGAUAACUUGCAUGCUCUUAAUGUACACGCUGAUCCUUGAGCACUGACUGAAAAUAUUUUCUUUUUCAUUUUGUAUUUCACAAUGCUGACUAAAAGUGCAUGAAUGUUUAAAGAAAUACUCCAUGUUCAGUUUGUGUAGGAAUACAGAACUGCUGUUUUUUUAUGCAUUAAUUCAUUUUUCUGCUACUGUGUUGAAGUUCUAUUUGAUGUGAACAACAGCCUUGUCCUUAUAUGUUCAGUGUUGUAAAUGCAUUUUGAUGAGUUGAAUAGGUGAUUUAUAUGCAAAUACUGUAAAGAGUGAAAAGUCGAAGCAUUUCAUGCAAAUUUGUUGUAACUGAAAUAAUCUUUGAAUAAAAAAGUACGGUCAGGAAGCACUUCAGACACAACGGAGCAUACGCUUCCUUUCCCUCCAUCCCUCCAUGGCUGAUUGCAACGUAGACAUAAAAAUCUUAAGAACUUCCUUAUUCACUAGAAACUUUCAUUACCCCUCUUUUAAAGAAAGCAUUUAGUUCUCCAUCUCUAUCAAUUCUCCAUUUCCGCCACUAACCGCAGCAGCCGUUUACAAGUGCAAUUACAUUGGAAUAAAAAAUACAAAUAAUGCAAUUAUAAAACUUGUGACAUUUUACACU
Sinocyclocheilus rhinocerous is the source of this 2954-nucleotide messenger RNA. Its product is annotated as MARVEL domain-containing protein 2-like. Gene Ontology annotation, biological process: bicellular tight junction assembly. NCBI's taxonomy places the organism in Eukaryota, Metazoa, Chordata, Actinopteri, Cypriniformes, Cyprinidae. Gene Ontology annotation, cellular component: apical plasma membrane; bicellular tight junction; cytoplasmic vesicle. The record is from RefSeq and is a predicted model, not a curated record. The transcript has 10 exons. Bases 465 to 2195 code for a protein of 576 amino acids.